This is a messenger RNA of Guyanagaster necrorhizus, 1392 nucleotides long. RefSeq lists its product as uncharacterized. The coding region runs from base 1 to 1392 and encodes 463 amino acids. The record is from RefSeq and is a predicted model, not a curated record. The transcript is spliced from 3 exons. Gene Ontology annotation, molecular function: DNA binding; DNA-binding transcription factor activity, RNA polymerase II-specific. NCBI's taxonomy places the organism in Eukaryota, Fungi, Basidiomycota, Agaricomycetes, Agaricales, Physalacriaceae. Gene Ontology annotation, biological process: regulation of DNA-templated transcription.
AUGGGUGCCGGUAUUACAGACGAACACGGUUUUCUAGCAUUUCUUCAAAGGACCUCUAAGGUCACUAAACUUUUCAAACAGUCUAUCGGUCCAAUAGAGCUCGCUCCUCCUGUCACCCUUCCAAAACUAGACUUGGAGCUGCCCAUUCCAGACCAUGUGAAGGCGGAACUGGACAAUCCUUGCACCCCCAUUGCACUUCGAAAUGCAUUGGAUUCCGCCAUCUCAGACCUGCGUGCUGAAUAUCAAUGUGUCUUCGACAAGGCGUAUCAACGCUCUUCACUGGCGCCGGUUCCUCAGCAAGCCGCAAUGCAACGCUUUGUGACUUUGAUACAGCAUCGUUUCACAACCCAAGCGCUCCCCGGAUUAAUGCGACACCACCUUAAAGAAGCUUUGGCUUCUACCGUCUCCGCUUUUGACGAGAACCGUCCGACACCCAAAUUCAACAAUGCGUACAUCCCAUACCUUAAAGCAUACUUCAACUACAAUGCAUACCCAUCGCCGCAGGACCGAGAAGUAAUGGCUGCAAAAUCGAUGAUGACAUCGCGGCAAAUUGAAGUCUGGUUCCAGAACCACCGGCGGGUGGAGAAGAAAGCGGGACGACCGUGCGUCAAGCGGAAAGCGACUGAUGCUGGGCCGUCGCAAUCGCAGAUUGACAAGAUUGAGCAGGAAAUGGGAGUGUUUGGGGUGCCAAAGGAGGAGAGGCAGGAGGAGCGGGAGCGGUUGAGGUAUAUACGCCAGGAGAAGGAGAAGGGUUUCCGGACAUUAUCUGCACCGCGGUACCCCCGUGACCCCGCUCCCAUCGACGUCCUCGCGCUCGCAUCUAGAGAAAAGAUACCCAGUGCUGGACCCACACGUUUUCGCACCGGCAUCGUGCCGACAGUCUACUUUCCCCCGCCGACGUGGACGCGUCGGCCCGCGACGCAACCGCUUCCACACCACGCCCACUGCCCCAACUUUGCAGAGCUGACGGAACGGUUCGCCUUGAUCCUGCGGAUCCACAGCGACAUUGCGCGCGUGUCAGAGGCAUCUGUACCGCCUGCUGCGACGUGCGCGACCACGACGCGACUGGAGCGGGGGUACCAUCCUGCGUUGUUAAACACGCCGGAGAAGAGGAGGAGACGGGUACCGAAUAGACCUCGACCGUAUCCAUCACGCACGCGGUCGCCGUCGUUACACCGACAGGUGUCGUGGUCAAGUGGGUCUUCGGGGUCGGAAGAGUCGCUGCCUGCGACACCGCAGAACAUGACUGUCGAGCUGGAGCCGGAGCCGUUUGAUGAAUUGUUUGAUGAGCCGGUGCAAGAGGUGGUGCUGUUGGAUAUCCAGGGAUUCGUGUAUGCUGAUUACCCAGCACCUGUUAUUGCGGUUGGAGGGAAGAAAAAGUCGUAUUACUGA